This is a messenger RNA of Thrips palmi, 943 nucleotides long. Its product is annotated as protein takeout-like. Bases 18 to 785 code for a protein of 255 amino acids. Lineage: Eukaryota; Metazoa; Arthropoda; Insecta; Thysanoptera; Thripidae. The record is from RefSeq and is a predicted model, not a curated record. The transcript has 6 exons.
AGUGCCGCUCUACCACCAUGGCUCGCUCCACGUGCACCACCGCUUCCACCGCCUUCGCCCUGCUCUGUCUGCUCGGCUGCGUCGCCGCCGCCAACCUCGCCGACUAUGUCGUGCCGUGCAAGAGCAAGGACCCCGGCCUCAACGAGUGCGUCCGGCAGGCCGCGCAGGACAUCAUCGUGAAGGGCGCCAAGGGCAUCCCGGAACUCGGCAUCCCCGUGCUGGACCCCGCGAAGGUGGGCAAGCUGGAGCUGGAGAGGAACGGUGCCCUGACCAUGAGCCUCGUCUUCAACAACUCCACGCACUACGGGCUGGCCGGCAUCAAGAUCCGCAGCGCCAGCGUCGAUCCCAGAAACAAUGUGUACAACUUCUCGGUGCUGAUCCCGCACUACGUCGUGUCCGGGGAGUACGACAUCAACGGCAGGGUCAUCUUGCUGCCAAUCAACGGCCGCGGCCAGGCCAACCUCACUUUCACCAACACGGAGGCCGAGUGGAGCUUCUCCGGCGUGCAGGAGCAGAGGGACGGCCAGACCUUCCUCCGCCUGGACAAGCUCGUCACCAGGAUCCACGACGACUCCCCCAAGAGGGUGCAGGUUCACUUCGACGGACUGUUUGGCGGCAACAAGCUCCUCGGCGACACGAUGAACAACUUCAUGAACACCAACUGGAAGGAGAUCACCCAGCAGCUCAAGCCCAGCGUGGACGCGAGCUUCAGGCGCCGCAUCCUGCCCGUCGCGCAGCGCAUCGUGUCCAACUUCCCCCUCAGCCAGCUCUUCAGCGACCUGUAACGCACCGACCUCGACCGCUAGAGAGUCUUUAUGCGAGUGCUGUAAAAAUGUGUUGUCACUUCAUGACAAAAUCGUGUAUGACAUUUUCAUCUCCUUGGAAUUCACUGUAAAAAAUUCCGUACUUUUGUACCGAAAUGGUACAGAAAAAUAUAGUACGG